This is a messenger RNA of Polypterus senegalus (gray bichir), 3275 nucleotides long. RefSeq names its product zinc finger protein 480-like. NCBI's taxonomy places the organism in Eukaryota, Metazoa, Chordata, Cladistia, Polypteriformes, Polypteridae. The transcript is spliced from 3 exons. Bases 792 to 1970 code for a protein of 392 amino acids. The record is from RefSeq and is a predicted model, not a curated record.
UGCGUUUACCACGUGGACGAAACUUGUAUUUCUUGCAUCGGGCUGCUAGGAUGCCAUUAAAGAUUUCUACAAAUUAUUUUAGCGAUCGUGAUCGAGAUGUUAUGGAUUCUAUCGCUGUUGAUUUUAUGUUAUCUUUAAUUUUUUUCAGCUCCGCUGGAUUAUUACGCAAACGGCAAGAGAAAAAGAGAAGCUGCCAUUUCCGGUAACAUCUAUAAAAUGUCUAUAAAAUGAAGGCAAUUGUCCAUCUUCUAGAGGUGGAAUAUAAAUGUUAAUAAACUUACUCAGAAGAGACAAAUAAUGUGUGAUGUGCUAUUCAUAUCAGUGUUGCCAUUUCAGAGUGGAUCCUUCCAGAAUCAUUGUGUCCAAGUGAAAACCAAACCAUUGGAUUUUGACAUAAAGGAGACUAAGAAAGCAUUAUGUUCAUUACAUUCUGGAAAAGGUAAUAUAUGAAAAUAACUGUAAAAAAAAAAAUCAACGUAACUUCAGACUUCAGUUUGCUGUGCUGUGUUGCUUCACAGUUGGUUUUUUUCAUUGGGUGCUGCUUUGUCCACUUUUUAAGUAUAACUUUAGUGGCACAUGGAAAGAACCAGAAAACAGGAGCACCUCUCAAAAACUGUAACAAUAAGCAGGUCAACAGAAGGCUAGUGACCAACUGCAUUUGCUAAUUGGAGUGAAGGACACAGCUUAUGUUUCAAUGUGAUUGGUGGGUUUAAUUUAUAUAAGGCAGACCCCUACAAUACAAGGAAAGGGAGAAUCUCUGACUGCACAGGAGUCUCCUUUCUUUGUAUGACAUGGAAAACAAUAAGCAUAUUAAGGAAGAAAACUGUGAAUGGGAAUGCAGGCAACAUCAGAUGAUUUGUAGCAUUGAGAAGAAGGAAGAUUAUAAAUUGGAACUAAUAAAUGUUAAAAGAGAAUCUGAGCCAACAUCAGAUACAAGUGCCUUGCAGCUAAAUACAAUUUUAAACCAUAUCAAGGCAGAAGACUUCAAAUCAGAGUCUGUCUCUCAAUUUGUAUGUCCAGAAGAAGAGUUAACUGGAACAGACUUCACAAAAAGUAGAUCUCACUCCUUCCAGAAUGAUUAUGUCCAAGUGAAAAGCGAACCUUUGGAUUGUAACAUAAACGAGACAGAGUAUGCAUCAUGUUCAGCGCAUUCUGAAGAAGAUUUACAAGACGGACGGACUGUCUCUCAGUCUUCGUUUUUUCAGGCUUCUCUUCACUGUAGACCACAGCAAAAUGAAGUUGUCAAAAAACUGACAUCGGAAUCAGAGAUUCUGACACCAGCCUCCGUUAAAUACAGUUCUCUACGUGUUGUGAAAUUAACAAGGGUAAGAAUAAUCCAUACUAAACGACAGGAACACAAUGCAAAAUCUACAGCGCUGGAUGUUUGCCAAAAGCAGACAAGAACUUUUAAAGAGAAAUUGAGAUCUGAACUUUACAGCAGUCACACACAACAGAAGCCAUACUGUUCUGAAUGUGGAAAACAAUUCUUUAGCAAAAGCAGCCUUGCAAGACACAAACGAAUACACACUGGAGAGAAGCCAUAUUACUGUAAUGAAUGUGGGAAACAAUUUAAAACCAGUGGUGAUCUUAAGACCCACACAAGAAUUCACACAGGAGAGAGGCCAUAUUGUUGUUCUGAGUGUGGCAAACAAUUCUCAAGGAGUAGUUCUCUUCGGGUUCAUUCAAGAUUGCAUACGGGAGAGAAGCCAUAUUGCUGUUCUGAGUGUGGUAAGCGAUUUUCUGAUCUAAGCAAUCAUAAAAGUCAUGCAAGAAUUCACACCAGAGAGAAGCUAUUUCACACUUCUGAAUGUGGCAAACAAGUUUCUGACAAUCUGCAAUCUCACAAAGGAGAAAUGCCAUAUAGCUGUUCAGAGUGUGGCAAAGGAUUUAGCACAAAUGGCAAGCUUCAGAUCCAUUUAAAAAUGCACACUGGCCAGAGGCCAUAUUGCUGUUCUAACUGUGGAAAAUGAUUCUCUAGGAGUGGCAGAUUUCAAAAACGUAAAAGAUUUCAUAUUGGAGAAAGGCCAUAUCGGUGUUUGGAUAGUGGCAAACAGUUCUUUAAUAAAAGCAAUCUCCAGACUCAUACAAUAAUUCACACAAGAGAAAUGCCAUGCUGCUGUUUGGAAUAUGGCAAAGGAUUUAGCACAAAUGGCAAGCUUCAAGUCCACUUAAGAAUACACAAUGGAGAGAAGCUUUAUUGCUGUUCUGACUGUGGCAACAUAUUCUCAAGGAGUAGUACUCUUCAGGUCCAUUCAAGAGUACACACUGGAGAGAAGCCAUAUUGCUGUUCUGAGUGUGGUAAAUGAUUCUCUACGAGUAGCAGCUUACAGAGACAUAAGAGAAUUCACAGUGGAAAGAAGCCAUGUUGCUGUUCUGACUGCUGCAAAAGACUCACUGAUAAAAGCAAUCUUCAAAGUCACACAAGAAUUCACAAGGAAAAAUCCAAAGUAAAUGGUAUAUGAUUUAUAGCAGUAAGAUAUGCCUGAAGAGUGAGGUUCACUCCUAUUUUGACAGUAAGCAUGAAAAGCAAGGUAGGAAUUCAACUGAAUGUUCUGUUUACCAGCCCCUGACUCUGAUGAACACAUUCAGUAUGUGAAGUUACUGGGAAAAGUGUUUGCUUGUUAUUUGCAAACUGGUAUAUCCAAAUCAGACCAGUUUUAUUGUAAUUCACCACUUUGCUGACAAUGUGCUCCAUCUCUUGUGAAUUAUCAGUAGUGACUGUUUGAAAGCCCUACCUCCCUAGUGCACUUUUUUAUUAGAUACAGAGGCUUUUGACUGGCUCAGUUAAUACUAUCCAGGGAGAGUCUUGGAAACACAAUAUUGAUUCCUUUUCCUUUGUUUUAUUCAUUCUUUUUAGUAUUUAGGCAGUAUAAUGUUAUCUUCUGUUAAAAACAUUGUUUCUUCUAAUUUUGGCAAUGCAAUUAAACGAUUUUAAGCAUUCACCUUUUUCAGCAAAUGAAUCAACUUAUUAUCCCAGCUUUAAUUAGCUAUCAGACAGAUAAUCACCCUUCCUUCUUUAAAGUUUCUGAGUCAAAUGAUCCCACUCCAAAUUUAUUAGUAUUAGGAAAACAUCAGGGGCCUUUUGUAUAAGGCCGUGCAUAGAAUUCACACUAAAACAUGGCAUAUGGAGAAAACUGGAAAUGUGCAUACACAGAAAUAAAUUCAGAUGCAUUAAACUGUGCGUACACCAAGUUCCACACAUUUCUCCUACUGGACAAAAAAUAGGACACAGUGAAGAAAAAAUAUAAUGAAAUGUAGACUUCAAUAUCAAAGUU